GCAUGUGGCCUGUAGCAGAGCAACCAGUUCUCAGGGACAACAAGGGCUCAGAGCAGCAGAGAGCACACAGCCUGCUGUCUGAGGGGCCUUACGGGUUCGGUUCUUCUCUCCACAAAGAUGCACUCUGUCUAAACUGUGUGGCUGGAUGUUACUGGGUUUCUCUACAAGGGGAAAUAGAUUUCAUAAAAGGCCCAAUGUUCAUGGUCUCUUUUGGUUUGCUGUUGAGCUUUGGAAACCCUGAGGUGUGACCAGUUUUCAGCCUUCAAAACCAAGAUGAACUGCCCUUGAGAGGGAGUAGUCGGGGAGGGAUCAUGCUCACCCUCUCUCUCCUGAGCCGGGGACACGGGAAGUUGGUCCAGAAUAAACAGAAGUUGGAAGUCUAUUUUGAACCAGAGGACUAUUUGAACUGGAAGUCCCCAGAAGACUAUGUCUUGGUCAGUAACCCCCAGGAUGGGGACAGUGCCAGCCAGCACUCCUGGAGCCUCUUACUUCCUAAGACCUUCAGCACAAGAAAGGGAGCACUGAUCCUAUACUCAGAGGGCCUAGCUGUGUCAGCCUGGACACCCAAAGAGAGGAAAAGAGGUCACAGGAAGAAGCCAGACCUUGAACUGCACACGCUUCAAGACCUCAAAGAAGCCAUUUUGGCAUACGGAAGGAGACAGAGGGAGCAGGACACAGCCUGGCAACCUUACCUCUACUUCCGGAGCAAGUCAAAGAGCCAGCCCCAACGGCAGAUCCAGCCUGGGUAUUCGGCCAAGAGAUACCUCCGAGGCCUUUUGCGGACAUGGUCCCCUGAUACCGUGUACAGGCUCCAGUGUGCAGGACACAUCAAGGAUUCUGUGCUGCUCCAGGACAGUCAGCUCGGGGUACCCAAGAAUCUCCGGCCACACCAGGAUCUUUCGGGUGUUCCCCCAAAAUACCAUCUCCUGCCUGUCUUCCCUUCCUUUUGGAUUCAACAGAGACCAUCUUAUGAACAAGACCAACAGGGCCUGGAUGAAGGGGAAGAUGAGAUUAGUGCAUACGUGGACCAGAGCCACAGCCAUCGGUGGACUCACAUGACGCCACUCAGGAAGCAGCCACGGCAGGAAGAUGAAACCCGAGCCGAGGACACAUUGACAGAGAGCCACCUCCAUGUCCACGCUUCAGAGGAAAGUCACAAUGCAGAGCCUCAGCAAGCCUCCAGGCAGGCCCUUGGGUGUGCCCGCCUCGGUCACCUUCAGCUUCCUCUUGACAACUGCCUCUACGCGUUCUCCCGGUGCUCCUCUUUGCCUGAUAAACAAGGGAACAUGAAACCCCACAAGGCCAGAGGCGGCUGCUUGUCACAGGAGCCUCCUGUUGAAAGAUGCCUUUUCCCUCCUAUAGCAUCUGCCACGGGCUCAGAACAAAGGACGUUUGGGGAAACAAAAAAAAAGAAGGCACCAAAGGCUCGGAAAUUACCUCCUGUUUCAGAAGAACCCCCCAGAGUCCUCAACCCCCUGAGGAGCCAAUUUAAGGCCAAUGAACCCCCAAUGGAGCUCUUCGUUAUCCCAAUGGAGAUUCAUUUCCAUGCCCCACAGCCCCCCAAAGAAAAGGCCUGCAGAAGAGCUGCUCAGUACCCUGAAUCAGAUCCACAACCAGAAGAGGCCACGCCUCUGUGGCGGCCUCCCCUGAAGCGGCUGUACUUAGAAAGGCCAAGGGGCAUCACGGUGCAUCUCCCGGUGGCCAGGGGCCAGGACACACCCUCACCUCAAAGUAGUUCCUUUCUCCCUCCGGCAGCCCAAGGGAACCUCACUCUAAACCGAAACAGGGUAAGACCCAGGAGGGUCCUCCGUGGAGAGAAAGGCUUCCAGGGAGGAGAUGGUGAUAGCCUGGCCAAGAGCGAGGACCAACCACUGCACCUCCCGCCCCCGAAAAAAGGGAAAAAAAGUCCAGAGAUCCGGAAGGACAUGGACAGCUGCAGGACAUCAGCCUGCAACAGUCCCACAGGUCGCUCAAAUGAGGGGGCACUGCCAGCAAGACCAGAAAAUUCCAGAGACCCCACACUGGGACACUUCGUGCGGAGUCUAGAUGGUGAAAACGUCUGCCUGUCGCUCGAGGGGCUCUCGGGAACAGAGGCGCUUCCGCCGGGACAAGCAAACACUGAAUCCAGAACCAGUCUUCGAGAUCCUUAUGCAGCCUCCUCACCUUUGACUCAAGCAACAGAGACUCAGGAACAUGGAGAUGAACCUGACUCUCAUGAAGAACCGGGAAGACCCCAUAGAGGGAAUGAUGAAGACGGCCAAGACCCAGAGCCAAGGAACGUGACCCUUGACCCCCUCAGGACUCCUGCGGCUGAGCACCAUCAGACCUCCGAGGCUGACACCGUGAAAAGCACGGACAGAGAUUAUGAUGUGUACCGCCUGCACAGAGGACUGCUAGAACGUGAGCCUGCAUCCCCAGAGAAGCUGGGUUCUGAGACUGCAUCUCUUCCUCCAAGGAAAAAAAAUAAGAAAAUGGAAGCAAAAUUGUCUAACCAGCAAUCCUCAGCUGCCAUCAGUCACGGAAGGGAUUUGGUUGACAAGUCUGAGAGGAAGAAGAAAACCAAGAUAGACAAGGCCAGAGCCCCCAGAACAGAGCGAGAAGGAAGGGCCCUGGGGCAAGCAGAGGCUGCGGGAGGGAAGUCAAAGGAUUCAAAAACUGAAAAGAAAUCAGGGCUAAUUCCAAAAGAAAAGAAACCGGGCACCAAAAUGAAGAGGGCACCCAGACAAAGGGACGUGGAGGCGGCAGCAGAGCUGAGUGAGCCCGAAGUCAGCAACGCCAAGGAAGCAGGUGGCACCCCAGAGAGAGGGCUCCUCCGCUCACAUGCUGCCACUGAGGAGCCUUGGCUUUCUCCUGAAUAUGAUGCUCUGGAGAGCCAGGUUUCUAUAGAUGGAAGAUUAUCACCCACACAGGCCAUGGGUGCCACUACCAACAUGGAAUCUGAGGAAGAGAGAAGCCCCGAAGACUCUUCCAAGGCCCUCCUGGAUAAGAGGCAGCAGGAGAAGGCUUCUCGAGACAGAAUUCGCUUAGAGAGGGCAGAGAUGAGGUGGCUGGAGGUGGAGCGGAGGAGAAGGGAGCAGGAAGAGCUGACCCGGCUCCAUAAGGAGCAGCUGGAGAGAGCGGAGAAGAUGAAGGAGGAGCUGGAACUGGAGCAGCAGAGGCGCAUUGAGGAGAUCCGCCUGAGAAAGCAGAGACUGGAGGAAGAGCGGCAGCGGCAGGAGGAAGCGGAGAGGAAGCGGAGGCUCCAGCUGCAGGCGGCGCAGGAGAGAGCCCGGCAUCUGCAGGAGGAGCUCCGGAGGAAAAUGCAAGAACUGCAGAGGAAAAAGCAGCAGGAGGAGUUGGAGAGGGCUGAGGCCGAGAAGCAACGGCAGAAGGAACUGGAAGUGCAGUUCGCAGAAGAACAGAAACGCCUGAUGGAAAUGGCAGAGGAAGAGCGGCUGGAGUACCAGAGGCAGACACAAGAAGCAGAAGAGAAGGCUCGGCGGGAGGCUGAGGCGAGGAGGCAAGAGGAAGAGGCAGCAGCCAGGCUGGCGCUGGAGGAAGCCGUGAAGCUUGCGCAGGAGCAAGCCAGGCAAAAAGCUGCUUUGGAGAAACACCUUCAUUUUCAACAAGAACUCUUAAAGGAAGCCAGUGGUCUGCAGUGGACACAAAGCAUUUCCAGACCGUGGGUCUACUCAUACUUCCAGUUCCUGAGAAUCCCCAAGCCGUAAGGCUAGAAGAAAGCAAAACAGUAAGUUGAGAAAUGGUGGCAGAAGUUAUACUUCUAUAAUAAAGCUCCAGCCUGAGCUCA
Messenger RNA from Peromyscus californicus insignis, 3787 nucleotides. Its product is annotated as KIAA2012 ortholog. The record is from RefSeq and is a predicted model, not a curated record. NCBI's taxonomy places the organism in Eukaryota, Metazoa, Chordata, Mammalia, Rodentia, Cricetidae.